AUGACCCACUUUUGUGUCGUACCCGGUCUGCCCUUUCCACUCCUGCCUGAAUUUCACCUGCCCGUUCCCGCAUGCACGGAAUCCCAGGAUCUGAGUCUGCUGGUGCUCGUGGUGGACGUCAAUCCCUUCUUCUGGGCGCUGCGCCCGCCCUCCCUCCCCACCUUCCAUGACUUUCUCUCGCAGCUGCGUGUGUUCCUGAACGCGUAUCUGCUGCUGCACAGCGCCAACAGGGCUGCUGUCAUUGCCACUGGCCACUCCUGCUGCUUCGCAACAGCAGAGAACGAGCGGGCAAAGCGAGAGGCAGCAGCAGGGACAGCGGAAGGGGGGGAGAGUGCAGGGAGAGAGGAUGGGGAUGGGGGCACGGAGAGAAUGGAGGGAGUGGAGGGGAAUGGGGCGAUGGAUAGGGAGAUGAGGGACAGGGAGGGGAGCCAAGAGGGGGGAGUGAGUGGGGGAAGAGAGGGUGGAGAGAGUGGGGGGAAGGGAUUAGUGGGGGAUCAAGCGUCUCUGCUGUCAGGGUCAUUGUCAAUGGCACUGGCAUGUGAGUGUUGCUGCAUCUGCUUUGCCCCCCUCACCCUGCCCAGCCUCCCUUUGUCUCUCUAG
This is a messenger RNA of Closterium sp. Naga37s-1, 600 nucleotides long. Lineage: Eukaryota; Viridiplantae; Streptophyta; Zygnematophyceae; Desmidiales; Closteriaceae. The record is from the annotation of a GenBank genome assembly.